CGCGGACCCUCCUCCGAAGGGAGUCGGUUUCCUGCCGCUGCCGCCGCCCGCACUCCGCGCUGGCUCCCGGGGAGCGGCCGCAGGCGGACAUGGGCCCCCGCGCCGCCCCGCUCCUGCCGCUGCUCCUGGCGCUGCUCGGCCGCCCGGACCCCGGGAGAGCCGAGGGCUGUGACCUGCAGCCGGUGACGGGGGAGUCGCCCAUCGCCCUCUCCUACACUACCAGCACGGUGCCGCGGGGCUGUGUCAGCAGCGGCUCCCUGGGCACCGACCAUGAAGUCCACGUCCUCAGCGUCAAGUGGUCCAAGGCCCCUACUGUCCUGCUGACAGUGUCCAUCACACCAGGAGCCGAUGCCUGCAGCCGGUCACCGGUGCUCGUCCUCCUCUGCGCCCACUGCUUUGCCAACAUCACCUCCCGGUGCCCACACCUGCUCAUCCACACCGAUGCCCACCUCAUCUCAGGGACCACUGCAGAGCCACCCAAGGCCUCUAGUGAGGAGGAGCUGCUGAACUGGGCUCAGUCUACCUACGGGGGCAUCACAUCCUACAGUGAGCUGCGGGAUCCCCGCUGGGUGCAGCUCCGCCUGGGAGAAGACGCCAGCAGCCCCUCAAACUGCAUCCCCCAGAACCACUUCAAUGCCAUGCUGCACCUUGAGACUGAGGUCUUCUUCCACGGGGUGAAGAGCUGCUCACACGGGGACACCCAGAGCACCAGGGCUGCUCACAUCAUCCAUCUGCAGCCAGAGCCCAGCUCCCUGAUCACAGAAGUGAACCUGUCCCUCAGCUGUCCCGAGAAUCACGUCAGCAACCAGAUCCUCAUCCUGCAGAGCAGGGCCAACUUGACCUGGUCUCUCUCCUUCAAGAAGUGCAACAUCCAGGUCAUGGCCUCUGGGAACUACAAGAUCAUGACCAUCUUUCCGACGCUGUUGCCUGGGGAGCUCCUGCCUGACACGGAGCAGGACCUCAUUGCUAAAGCCUUCGAGAAGAACUACAGCACCAUCGCCUCCUACUCCGCCAUCCCCGCCACCACCCGCAUCAGCAUGGAGAUCCAGGAGAACAAGGCGGCCAAGAAGGUGACUGAGAUGAUCACCCCCAUGACCCGCCUGACCCCCACUCCUGAAUUGCAGCCCCACCAGCUGCUGCUCCUGCUCAAGCCCUGGACGUGCACAGAUGAAACCAUGGAGAUCACCAUCAUCAAGUCCCACCUGAAGGUCAUCAAGGACUUGGACAUUAAGGACAUCACACUGAGGGACAUCAACUGCCAGGCAGAGAAAAAUGCCACCCACUUCAUGUUGAAAAGCCCCCUCAGCCACUGUGGCACCUUGCUGGGGGGCAGGGGCUAUGCCAACAAUGAGCUCCUCAUCAAGCUGUCCAAGGGCACAGAACUCCAGGACAUACGGGUGGCCUUCCAGUGCGAGAUCCCGCGGGAGCUCUUCCUGCGCCUCUUCCCCACCGCUGCCUUCGAGGUGCCACAGACAGAGCUGGAGGUCAACAAGGAGGCUUUCCUGCAGGCAUCCAUGAUGUGGGACGACCACCCGGCCGACCUGCAGCUGAAGGACUGCUGGCUGGUGGCACCGGGGCGGGAGCCGGUGCUGCUGGUGCAGGGUGGGGAAGCACAUGACGUGGGGGUGGCCGUGCUGGAGGGCCCCCCCAGCAGCCACGGGAGGAAGAUCUGGCGCUUCCGCUUCACCUAUGCUGUUCCCGAGGGCGGACGCAUCCCCUUCUCCGCCACCCUCAAAUGCAAGGCUGGCUUGCAGAACAACACCAACUUCGAGAAGGUCCUGGAGGUGACAGUGAAGGAUACCUGGCGGCCACCCAACAGCCGUGGGCUGGGACUGGCUGCUGUCCUGGGCAUCACCUUUGGUGCCUUCCUCAUCGGGGCGCUCCUCACCGCUGGGCUCUGGUGCAUCUACUCGCGCACCCGUCCCAUCUCCAAACUGCAGCCGGUUUCCAGCACGGCGCCAGCCUCGGAGAGCAGCAGCACCAACCACAGCAUCGGCAGCACCCAGAGCACCCCCUGCUCCACCAGCAGCAUGGCCUGACGCCCCCGGGCCCCCCCAAGCCUGCACAGCCCCUGGCCAACGGACUUCGGGACCCACCCCGGUGCCAUUAAGCUGAUUUUUUGCCCCAAAUCUCAGGCCGAGCCCAGAGGGGGCCUCCGUUACUCAUUCAGUGAAUGCUUUGGCCCCCCGAGGGCAGCCCACGCCGGGGGGGGUGCACCCUGCAACCCCCCUGGGGUCCCCCGCUGCAGGGGGGAGGCAGAAAGAGCAGCUACUGCCAAAGCCUCCCCCAAGGCUCCCCAUCAAAUGGGGGGGGAAGAAGUGGGUGCCCCCAGGACAUGCCCCAGCACUUGGGGUGACCCCUGUGCCCCUCCUGCAUCCCCCCAAGAAGGCAACAGGCACCACUGGGAGCAGCAAGAGGUUUAUUCAGAUGGGGGUGUGCAAGGCUGCUGCCCUCCCACAGGGCGAUGGGCAGAACCCACCACACCCCCCCCAGCUCCCCAUACAAGUUACAAACUGUUAUUAAUAAUAAUAAAAAUCUCCCCUAUGUUAAA
Molecule: messenger RNA, 2551 nt
Organism: Pseudopipra pipra
Lineage: Eukaryota; Metazoa; Chordata; Aves; Passeriformes; Pipridae
Gene: ENG
Product: endoglin
Exons: 15
Coding region: 90-2039 (649 amino acids)
Biological process (GO): cell migration; vasculogenesis; transforming growth factor beta receptor signaling pathway
Cellular component (GO): cell surface
Molecular function (GO): glycosaminoglycan binding; transforming growth factor beta binding; type II transforming growth factor beta receptor binding
Source: RefSeq, a predicted model, not a curated record